Messenger RNA from [Torrubiella] hemipterigena, 3952 nucleotides. The record is from the annotation of a GenBank genome assembly. Lineage: Eukaryota; Fungi; Ascomycota; Sordariomycetes; Hypocreales; Clavicipitaceae.
UCUUCGCAGUCUACAGCAAGGUUUCCAGACGGUGAGGGACCAGCUUAGUACCUGGCGCGUUGGUCAUUCUUAGCAUCUGACUGGAGGAUUAUCAUGUCUUUUGGGGCGGAGGUCUCCAUCCACUAGGCGGCGCCGCCCACCCCUCACUCCCCCCCAAGAAAUCGAUAUCGAGUUGAUGCUGCUUGGGUCGCCACGCUCACGCAUCGCUUGGAAGGGGGUACAUUCUGGCUGUAUGUAUCAAGGGAGGUUGGAGUCGUCGUAACAGUAGCGCUGUAGCUAUCCGUAGAAAGUGACAGUUCACCGAGCACCAGGCAACACCCCCCAGGCGAGCUGCCCCAGGGCAUUUAUUAGUGACUGGGAGCCCAUCCCACCUCUAUCCUUGUUAGUCCUGGGGUUUUUUGUUCAUGGCGUCCUGUCCCUUGUUGAAGUAAUUCGUCUCUCUCUCUUUAUCUUUUUGUCUCUCCCCAUCUAUUUCCCUAGGGUUUCCUUUUUUCUUUUAUUUAAUUCUUUUUUGUUUGUUGCCGCGCCGCGAAUUACCGCCUCACUCACCCCCAGCUCAGCUUCCUUUCGCUUGCAGACGUCACUCGCGUCAACUGAGCAGACGUUUCCGGCGCACCCGCACCCAGACCAAGCCGCCCGCAGUAGCAGCAAGCACCAACAGUACAGUACAUACCAGGCACCACCACAGCACAUCAUACCUCCUACAGGAACAGAGUACAGGAGGGUCCCGCCCGCCAGAGCCAAAUUCUGUGCCCAGCCAAAAGUAUACCGACCAUCACCAGCGCUACAAAGAGUUUUUGACUCGCUAGGUGGGCAAGGUGCCUCCGCCUGUGCUCGGCGAAUCGAACCCAAAAAGCCAGGGCUCGGAAAGCGCGCGGAGAUAUUCCCUUUCUGUACGCUGCAGACUUAAAACCCUCUGGUGCACUGCUUUACGGUUCUUCUCUGCUUUUAUUUUUUGUCUCUGUUUCUCUCUCCUCUGCACUCCAUCACACACACAGAAACACACACACCAUGCAGAGCGGCCUCAGCACCCUGUUUCAAAAAGACAGGUCGUUCCCACAGGCUGCUACGGCUGCCAGUGUUAGCGCUGCGACGGUGGCGCCCACCGCCGCUAAAGGUGUCAGCAGCACGACCAGCAGCAGGCCCACCGGAAGCGCAAGGCCGCCCCACGUCUGGAACAGCGCUUGCAGCAGCACCUCAGCAGGUUCGACUAGCGCUGUUGGUAGCGGUGCUCGCAGUGCUGGUACCAGUGCUGCUGCUAGCGGUCGUACACCCGACGCCUGUUCGUCCUCGUCGCCCGCCACCGCCACUGCCACUGCCUCCGCUUCCUCUUCAGGCUCCUCCUCUUCGCACGCUCCGUCGCCCGCAUCUCUCCUCUCCACCUCGCUCACCCUGUCACCAACUUCCACUCCCGCAACACCACCCGCCCAACUAUUCGCAAAACACGCCGUCGCUGACACCACAAACACCGUCUCCCUCCUCUCCACAUCGCACAGCAAACUUCGUCUCGAUCCGGCCGACCUCGAGUUCCAUCUCGAUCACCACCAGGCCCAAGACCCCGUGCACGACGCCUGCAACGACCACUAUAACGAGCAGUUCGACAUUGCUAUGACCGCUGGAGCCAUGGAUCGCUCACGGCAAGAUUCCUUCGUCAGCGCGGGCCCUAAGCCUAUUUCUAUGAAUAAUGCCACCCGUCGCGAAAGCAUCAACAGAAACCGCCGUGAAAGCUUGGCUGGAAGUCUCAUGGGCGGCAUGAGCUGGGGAGGCAUGUCCUUUGGUAGUUUUGUUAGAGACGACAUUAUGAUGCAAGGAAAUUCCCCAUUUGGCGUGCAGCAGUCACCUUCGUUUCACUCGUCUUCAUACCUCCCAAAGUUGGAGGCGAGCUUCAUGCGGGAUUUCACAUGCUGUGGCAAGGUCCUGCCCAACCUUCACGACCUUCUCCAACACUACGAAGAAGCGCAUACCCAACCUAGCCCAAACAAUGCGCGCAAUAAUGCAUUCGGCCCCUUUGGUCAAAUGAACAAUGACCAUAUGCCCAGCUCUCGCACCACGCCGACUCCUGGUCAGGGCAACGGCCAACUCGGCCAGCAGCCUAUGCCUGGACAGAUGGGCAUGCCCCAAGGCGUUGGUCUUGAUGCGCUGCAGAUGAACGCUCUCAGCGGUGGCAUGCACGAUGACAUGGAUGCUGUCGCUGAUAUGGAAAUGGAUGAUGCUAUUGGCAACAUGGAGUUGGAUGACAGCCAACGAAUGACGCAAACUCGCCAGAUGUUCGGCCAGCAGCAACGCCCCCAGCUCAACAUGAACACAUCAGGAUUCCCUCAGGGCCUUCGCACCUCGCAGCCAACAACCCCUGCUGCCGCAUCAUUUGGUAUCCAACACAACCCGACCGUCUCCUCCGUUAACACCCCUACCCUCACCACCCAGCAACAGCAGCAAAUGACCCAAGGCGGCCAGCAGGGCAUGGAUGAUAUGGAUGACGACAUUCCUGGUAUGCCCAUGGGUGGUGGUAAUGCUGCCGACAUGAACGACGGCUUCGACGGCAACGCCGAAAACAACUUUUGCAUCGACGACCCCGGCAAGCACCUGUUCAGCCCCAACGGUACAUUUAACGCUGCUCCCGGAAACCGAACCAUCCAAGCACAGCUCGCUCAGCUUGGCCUCACCCAGGGCCAGUUUGCCGAUCCUGAGACGAACAAGAUCCUGCUCCAGCGCCUGCAGACAAUGAUGAUGCCUGAAGAGCACAAGCCUUUCAAGUGCCCUGUUAUCGGUUGCGAGAAGGCGUACAAGAACCAGAAUGGUCUCAAGUACCACAAGGCUCACGGUCAUCAGACCCAGCAGCUGCACGAAAACGGCGACGGAACAUUCUCCAUUGUAAAUCCCGAGACGAGCGCACCGUACCCCGGAACAAUGGGCAUGGAGAAGGAGAAGCCCUUCAACUGCGAGACGUGCGGAAAGCGCUACAAGAACUUGAACGGUUUGAAAUACCACAAGUCGCACUCCCUGCCUUGCAACCCCGAGUUCAAGAUGCAAGCAAUGGCCGCUGGUCUGAGCUUGCCUGGUAUCACAGAAGAUGCCAUGCCUCAGACUCAAUGAGCUGGUCUCCCAUCAAAGUCACCUCCUUCUCAAUGGAGUGACGACGAUACAACAUUCACGUAUAUGAUCAGACUUGUUGCCAGACUCUUGCAAAAGGCGUGUUGUUCACCCCAGGACACCACCACCUUGAGAGGGCCUGGCAACAUGGCCCUGAGCAGGCUCUCAGCGGACUUGUGAAUAAUUGCUUGCAACUCACUUCUUGGUUUACACAAAAGUUUUUGGCUCUACAGGAUUUCGGUUACCGUUUUGGUACAUUGCUAUGGCGUUGAUUCCCACCCCUUCCCCACAACACUUUGUUGCAGUUUCUCCAUUGGAUUUCCAAUGGCGACUGCCCAAAGUUUAUCAUUCAUUGACUUGACAGGGUAUUCUCAUUGCAGUGUGUUCGCUCCUCCGUCAGCUGCGUGCUUGACACCUUUGGUUCUGGACUACUGCACUGGUUUCCCUACAGCGUUUUGCGUCUCGGCAAUAGCGCGCACGUCGGUGCCUGCGCGCCUCGUCUCUUCAGGAGGCCAGCGUUAAUACCUCUUUGUUUUUGUAUUUCUUUUUUUGCCCAGUUUGACUUUCUAUGUUUGGUUUCAGGUCUCUGGUUUUCAUUUGCUUUUUUUUGUCGUUUUGGUGGGUAGGAGUUUCUGUACUUGAUCUGCACUUGAUAGAGUUCACCACGACAUCAUUGCACACACGUGCCCCGCAUUCUCUACAUCCCAAGAUGCAAGCAUCUGCUUCAUUUUGAGUGGAAGCAGAACGUUUAUAGGAGUCUUAAAAAAAGAAAGUUUGGUUUUAGGGGAUGAGGAAAAGCAUGCGCUCCAUUGGUCGUUAUAUAUGGCCGUUGUGUAGGCAGUAAUACAAAAUGUUUUCAUAU